This is a messenger RNA of Manis javanica (Malayan pangolin), 4691 nucleotides long. RefSeq names its product cilia and flagella associated protein 97 (gene CFAP97). Gene Ontology annotation, biological process: spermatogenesis. NCBI's taxonomy places the organism in Eukaryota, Metazoa, Chordata, Mammalia, Pholidota, Manidae. The record is from RefSeq and is a predicted model, not a curated record.
UCAGCUCCCUCCGCUUCCGGAAGCCCGCGCGGCGCCGCUGGGAGCCGACGGGAGGGGCCGCGAGCGCGCGUGUGCGCCUGCGCUCCAGCCGGGAACGCUGCGGGCCGCGCGAGAGGAGGCAGGAGUGGCCGCAGUCCUCAGGUAUAUUUUUGCCAUCAUGGAUCCGUUCGCAGAUAUAUCGGAAGGUGAAGUGGACCAUUCUUUCUUUGAUAGUGACUUUGAAGAAGCAAAGAAAUGUGAAAGUAACUCCAUUUUUGACAAGCAAAAUAGUGGCGCUGAGGAGAGAACAGAUGAAGAUAUGGAAAAUGUAAAUUUGAAAUUUGGAAUGCAAAGAAAGGAAAGUGAACUUACAGAGAAAAGAGAUGAAAUAAAAGAGAAAAUCUCUCCAGAAGAGCAUGCUGUAGAAAAUCGUAAUACACAAACCAGAAAUUCCUUAUCAUCAACCACUUCUUCAAGAUCAGAAAAAUUAUGUGAUGUUACAACAGGAUAUAAAAUGCACAUACACUUGCCCAUUCCAAACAGAAUUCCCAAAAUUAUAAAAGAGGGUGAAGAUGAUUACUAUACAGGUGGAGAGGAAAGCAGUGAUGAUGGGAAAAAGCAUGUUCGGUCCAAGUCAAGUAAACCAUCUAAUAAUUUUAGAAAAAACAUAAGUAAAAAGUAUUCCAAAAGGAGUUCCUCUUCCACCUCUUUCUCUUUGUCCUCCUCAUCUUCAGUUUCAGGUACAGAUUGUUCAGAUGCAGAGUCUGACAACUGUAUAUCUGAUUCAUCUCCAUCAUUCAAGAAACGCCUCUCUGUUGUAACCCAUGUGUCACCAAAACAGAAAUAUAAACCAGGCAUAAAAUCAACAGAAACACAGCCUACAAGUGGUAAACCAAAAGUCGGUGUCUACACAGAGGAAUCUGAAGAUACUGUGACAGAUGUCACUCCUUUAUCGACUCCAGACAUCAGCCCUAUUCAGUCUUUUGAACUGGGUACCUCAAUUAAUCAAAAAGUAAAAGUUAAAACACAAGAAAAUGUGAGUCAAGAAGUAUAUGGAACUGUUGAGGUUUUAAAAAAUGAGUCAAAAUCUUUGAAAUCAGCCGAAAAAGGGAAAGAAAAACACAUGCCCAAUCUCAUCUCAAAACCUUCAGUGUUAGAUUCCACUUCAGACCACAAGUACAACCAAAAAGUCUUACACGACACAAUGGAUUUGAAUCAUCUUUUGAAAGCUUUUCUGCAAUUAGAUAAAAAGGGACCACAAAAACAUCAUUUUGAUCAGCCUUCAGUAGUGCCAAGGAAAAAUUACUCUUUUACAAGAGAGGAGGUGCGGCAGAUUGAUCAGGAAAAUCAGAGGCUUUUGAAAGAAUUGUCAAAACAGGCUGAAAAAUCAGGAAGCAAAAGUUCGGUUCCCAGAAGAUCGAUGGGUCAUCCCCCUAAGUUAUAUCAUACUGCUCUCAACAGACAGAGGGAACAACAAAGGAUUGAAAGAGAAAAUUUGGCUUUAUUGAAAAGGCUUGAAGCUGUGAAACCAACAGUUGGUAUGAAGCGCUCUGAACAACUGAUGGACUAUCAUCGCAAUAUGGGUUAUCUCAACUCAUCACCAUCCUCAAGACGUGUGCGGUCAACUUUUGGCCAGUAUAGCCCAUUAAGAGGAGCUUCCAGGACAUCCAGUGCUACCAGUGGUCUCAGUUUUAAGAGUGAGCGAGCAGUUGACACAUCCAGUGAUCUGUUGCUAAGACCUAAGCCCCUUAAUGUCCAUACGGCUUGGUCAUAAAAACUCUUUUUACUUUAAAUACUUGUUCAUCCAAUUCUUAACUGAAGUGCUUUUGUAUAUUACUCUAAUUCUCUGUAUGAACAUCUAUAAUACUGUCUUAAACAAUUUCAGGUGUACGAGUUUUAACUUACUGUAAUUCAGUGCAGAUUGUUUUCAAAAUGACAAUAAUGUAAAAUCAGUGUUUCUAAUGAGGAUGUAUUUCUGUGAGAUGCGUACGUGUGAUAGAGAAAUGGUAGUAUACAUGUAUAUUUUCUCAACAUAGAAAUUUUCUCAACAUAAAAUCUCAACAUUUCUCCCAAGAUGUUAACUAUAUAGUUCUCAUUUUCUGUUUUUGUUUUGUUUUUUUUUUUAGCUUUUAAACCGUGAGUAUAGCUCCUAAGUUUGACCAACUUUGUUUUCUGUUUGCAAUCAGAAUUUAGGUGGUGUGACUCCUAACUGGAUUAUAAGACAGUUACAGUUUCUUAUACUGAAACAAAUCUUGAAUUUUUUCUAAUUGGUGGAACUGCUUUAGAUAUAAUGAACAGAUUGUACUGGGGCAAUCUUUGUGAUUCAUAAGAGGUAUCUGCUACCUCUGUGUAACCUCACUGAGUUAGAUCUUAAAAUUUAAUCAGCCAUUCCAAAUCAUUUUGAACUCCUCUGAGUAUUAGAAAGUUCAGCUCAGAAGCUCCUUUUCUGUGUAUUUAGACAUUCGGAAAAAAUACUAUUAAUGAGUCAGAGAGAUAAGGUAAGCUUUAGAGCUAUAGUCUGCUGCAUUGUGAAUAGUUUGUCCAAGGGCCACAUCAUCAUAAGCAAAACCAAGUAUUUGUUAAAUCAGCAAAAUAACACCACUAGUUUGAAGAGCCAAAAAGCAGAUCUUGAGUUGUGUCAGAACAGUGUUUUGAGAGAUACUGUUAACAACUUGUAUUACAUUUAGUAUUUAUUGUAUUAAGAGAGAAGAUAAGUAAAGAGAUGCAUGGUCUCAAAGCUUUAGAAAUUCUAGCUAGUGUUUUUAAGGGCUGAAAAAGAAAACUAAAAUAUGAACAAUAAAGGGAAAAAGUCACAUGUUUGUUGAGGCUACUUUAAGUGUCAGCUAAUAUUCUUGGUUUGGUUUGGUUUGCGCUUUUGGGUUGAAUCCUGAAAGUAUCAUUUUUGCCAGUCCCACUUUUAAAGGCCUAGUAAUAUUAAUGGAAAUCGUUAUGCACAUAGGGUGCAGUACAAAUGCAAAUUAGGCAAAUAGGUUAUGAUGUAGUUGAAUUUUGAAAUUAGAAUUUUUUCUGUCCAGCUCUAGGCUCUUAAUUUAUAAUACAAAGUCAUGAUUGCUUCUGCUGUCCUAACAUGGUUUUUCAUUACUGACCUUUUCAGUAUGCCAUUAGAACAUAUUGGAAGGUUUCCAUGUUAAAUGCCAAAUCUUCCUUUUUUAAUAAGAAUUUUUCAUGUUUAGCCACAGUAAGAUUUGUUUUUUAUUUUUCCAAGUUAACUCAAGCUUUGUGAAUGUAUACUGAACUUGGUUUUCUUUUAACACCUUUGGCAGCAGUCCAAACUGCAUUCUGCUAAACCUCAAUUCAGAAUUUCUUGGUCUUAGUUUGUAUUGUUAGGUUUUGUUGAGGUUAGGGCACGUGAGGUGUGGGAACAGUGGGGUCAAAAACUUCAUGUGAACACAGCCUGUGAGAUUUUUCUCCCUUUGAGCUAUAAUUAUAAUGUUCAUUCAUUUUUGUUUGAUGCUUUGUUCUGGUGAACAAGUUUAUAGAUCAUUUAGUGCUCUGCUUUAUGUAUAAACUUCAGCUAUACUAAACCAAGGUUUUGUUUUGUGUUUUAACUUACUGAUUUUUAAUAUUUGUAUAACAAUUUACCUUUGGAAGAGCAUCUAUAACUCAGCAUUUGGACAUCUGCCCAAUAGUAAAUUAGCCAGUUUUUUUAAGUCAGUUUUUAAGUUUGUGGGAAAAAAUGUAAGAAACCUUUUAUGUUCAUAAUGGCAAUUAGUCUCUGAAUACCCUUUGUGUUCUUUGCUGCCCUGUGUAUGGGUCAAGGUAUAACACAUAAUUUCAUAGAUAAAGCUAUACUUUGAUUUUAGAUACUAAUUUAACACCUUUAGUUUUCAGUACCAGGAAUCCAACUGAAAUAAAAGUCAGGAAGAGCAACAAUACUGAUCAAAGCAGAAUUUACAAUUCUGUUGUCAUGAUUACUCAUAUAUGAUGAGUAUAAAUAGAAUAUAAAUAGAAAGAUAGGAGUUUUAAAAUGUGAUAUUCUCUGAUGUAAGUCAAGGUACUUUAACUUUUAUGGUUUGAGGGGCAUUUUUAUGAAGGAGUCACAAGUAUAUACUGUUUUCAUUUUCAAGAACAUAAAGUGAAGGGUAAUUUGUACCAAUUUGGUUCACUUGUACAUAAUACAUAUUUACAUCUGUAACUAGAAAUUAAAACUAAUCCAAGGUCUAAAAUUAUCAGGCAGGAUUCUUAGAGUUAUUUUCAUAUCUGUCAAAUGUUAAACUAAUGUUGCCUCCUUUUUAAUGAUUCUAUGAAAGGUUUUGAAUUAUUAAAAUUCCCUAAGGGAUAGCUAUUAAUACUUCUCCAACUUCCUUUCUUCAAUCUCCAUAAAAAGCUGCUUUCUUAGCUACUACUACAAAUAAAAAUUUUCUAGUUUGCUUAUAAAUGUAGUGUAAUGCAGUUGUUUUCAACCCAUUAACCCAAAUGUCCAAAAUGGGUAUCUAGACAACUUUAAAAGAGGUCAUUGUGAUGGAUAUGAUUGUGUGCUUCUCAUUUUUGGAUUCAAAUACUCCACACUAAGAAAAGUAUUAUAACCAAUAUACUCUUGAGACACAAGUUUAUUAUAUUUUUAAUAAAUGUUUAAUAACUUAAAUGCCGAAUAACCUAUAAAUGAUUGUAUACAAUCCUAGAAAAUGUGCUUAAUGCUAAUGGCUAUUUUAUUUCCACAAAUAAAAAUUAGUAAGAACCUUAAAAAUCAA